Messenger RNA from Malus domestica (apple), 783 nucleotides. Its product is annotated as small polypeptide DEVIL 14. Gene Ontology annotation, biological process: negative regulation of cell population proliferation. NCBI's taxonomy places the organism in Eukaryota, Viridiplantae, Streptophyta, Magnoliopsida, Rosales, Rosaceae. The record is from RefSeq and is a predicted model, not a curated record.
CCUUCCUCCUCUCCAUUUUCUCUAUUUAAACCACUUUUGUCCCUAAAAACCACCAUCAAGUUCAAACCCGCCACCACCACAAGUCUUCCAAACUUCUUCAAAGUCUCUUCCAAUUUCAAUCACUCCCACUCUCUCAGUCUCAACCGCUUUAAGAAUUUAGUCGAUAACUAUCUAGUUUUCAGUUUCAAAUAUUCCUUGUUUUCUGCAUGGACAUGGAAGCCAAGGCGAUUCCAACAAGGACGAGGAGUUCUAGUUCGAAGGUUCGGCCAUGGGGACGGUGUUCGAAGCAGAUACGAGAGCAGCGGGCGCGGCUUUACAUCAUAUGGAGAUGUAGUGUGAUGCUCUUAUGCUGGCAUGAGUAAUUAAGAGGUUAAUUAUAAUCAUAAUUAGCACUGGUUGGCCAAGUUUGAGAUUACUCAGUAUUAGGGUGACUAAUUAACCAUAGGGGUAUUGUGGUUUUCUCUGUAUAAUAAUUAGGCAAAGGUGACCACUUUUUGGAUAGAUGGUAGGUUUAAUUAGUAUGUAGACAAUUAAAGCUCCAAAUGUCUUGAUGAACAGAAAUUUUUAGGAUGCUCGGAAUACAAGAUGGUACACUAUAUGUUAUUAUAUAAGUAGAGAAAAGUUUUAUUUUUCAAGUGUCUUUCUACUUAUAUAAUGACAUGUGUUGUAACACUUCGUGUUCCGAACACACUGAAAAAAUCUCUCAUAUUUGACAUUGUAAAUAUAUGAUAGUUUAAUGUACUCUUAUUUUCUUAGUUUGUUGAUAGUAAUGAUCAUUCUAUA